This is a messenger RNA of Nycticebus coucang (slow loris), 1390 nucleotides long. RefSeq names its product nucleophosmin/nucleoplasmin 2 (gene NPM2). Lineage: Eukaryota; Metazoa; Chordata; Mammalia; Primates; Lorisidae. Gene Ontology annotation, molecular function: chromatin binding; RNA binding; histone binding. Gene Ontology annotation, biological process: chromatin remodeling; positive regulation of DNA replication. The transcript has 8 exons. Gene Ontology annotation, cellular component: cytoplasm; nucleolus; nucleoplasm. The record is from RefSeq and is a predicted model, not a curated record. Bases 337 to 1173 code for a protein of 278 amino acids.
UGGGUUCCCACUGCCUCUCACUCGCCGCCUACGAUUCCUCUACCUGGGAAAACUUGCCGUUAAGAAGACAGUACUCUUCCUCCCUGGAAACAUAGCCCUGGAGACCAGGCCAUCCCGCGGCAAGCGGGUAGACAGAGAGGAGGGCGGGGACCUCUAGGUAGGGCGCGUGGCCGGAAAAGGGGCGCCUGGAGGCCGCCAGGAAGCCCGUUGACCGUGGUUCUCCUGAGCGGCGCUGGACCAGCUGCAUCGUCCGCACCUGGGACCUUGUUAGACGUGCAAAUUCGCUCAGCCCCACCCAGACCUACUUAAGAGGAAACAGCGGCCUGGGACCCAGAAAUGCGCGCUUUAGUGAGCCUGCCAGCUUCCAGGUCAUCUUCUCCGCCGGGCGCCAUGAACCUCAGCAGCACCAGCAGCACCGGGGAAAAGACAGUGACCACCGCGCUUUGGGGUGAGUGGGGACCCAGCCUCCUUCCCAGAGCACCCCAGCAGCUGGGGGCGCUGGAGAGCCGCUGUCCUGGGGAAAGGACGCGGCAGGGUAUGGACAGCCUGGGGCGGUGGGGGGCCUGCCCGCUUCCCUCCCUCUCUCCCCGGGCAGGCUGUGAACUCAGUCAGGAGAAGCGGACUUGGACCUUCAAACCCCAGCAGGAGGGCAAGCGGGACAGUAAACUGCUGCUUCACACGAUUUGCUUGGGGGAAAAAGCUAAAGAGGAGCUGAACCGCGUGGAGAUCCUGCCUGCGGGGAACCCGGAGGACAAGAAGAUGCCGCCGGUCACCAUCGCCUCGCUCCAGGCCUCGGUGCUGCCCAUGGUCACCAUGAUGAAAUUAGAGCUUUCUCCUCCAGUCACUUUUCACCUCAGGGCUGGCUCGGGACCUGUGUUCCUAACCGGCCAGGAAUGUUAUGAUGUAACCUGGGAUGAGGAGGAGGAGGAGGAGGAGGAAGCAGAGGAAGAGGAGGAGGAAGAGGAAGAAGAAGACGAGGAUGCAGAAAUAUCUGUAGAUGAGGACAUCCCGGUCAAACAAAUCAAAAGGCCGGGGAGCCAGAAGCAGGCGAGUGCUGCUAAGAAAAAAAAGCUGGAAAAAGAAGAACUAGCGAGAUCCAGUGUUAGAGGGAAGAGCCCAGCGAGGAAGACCAAACUCAUGGCCAAACCCAAGAAGCUGGGGUCUAAGAAAUGAGGAGCCAGGAUGUACAAGACAGCUGUGCAGAGUGGGGCUCCGACAAGCUGUGCUGUGGGUGUAGGGUAUCCCCCACCCAACCCUCUCCAUCUGAGUCUGAAUGUGACAGGGUUGCUGUGGAGGGUGGCACGAGACCCCUUCACCCCAACUCUUUUUCCAGAGGCCCUAGAGAGAAGAGCCUCAUCUCAGAGCCACAAUAAAGUUUGCUUUGCCAAGA